AUGGACUCUUCCAAUAUCUCUGACUUUGAUUUGCCCAACCAAGGCUCACGAUUACUCUCAGAGUCGUCUUUUGUUCCUAGUAUCAGCUCAGGCUCUUCUCGUACAGGCCCCGGAGGGGCUGAUCUUUCUCUCUCCGAACUCUCGCUCCCCGAUCGUCCAGGCCCAUCUCACCGUCGACCAUUCAGCCUACUUGCGCAACCCAUUACUCACAACGAAGAUGACCCAGAUUACAGUCCCAUUGCUGACGACAACGCAGACGCAGAAGGAGAAUUAGAUCAGACUAUGACACAAGAAGACGUAGAGAAGCUGAAGAAGCUUGCCGCCAAAGCGCGGGAAGAAAAGUUGCAGCACGAUUUGUUCAUCUUGAAAAAGUUGAAUGGAGCGUUUGAAGUCUACAAGGACGCGUUGAAGGAAACAAAGUCUAGUACAGAGCGUGUCGCUAAUCAGUUAGAGCAUACAAAUGCACUGUUGGACAAGUAUGUCAUGAUAUUGUCCAAGUCUGAGACGACUGCCAAAUUGAUCCUGGAUGAACGUUGGAAAGGUGCUGAAGCGGACGAAGAGACCUUGGAACGCGAGCAGGCAGAGGCCGAAGAACGUGCGCGUCGCGAGGAAGAAGAGCGGGUCCUAGCUGCUCAAAGAGAGCGCGAGCGGCUGGAACGCGAAGAACAGGAGCGUAAAGAACGCAUCGAAAGAGAGCGGUUGGAACGGGAGCGUGCGGAGGCUUCCAAAUCCACCGGGAGGGGAGGAGUACGAGGUGUGAGAGGUACAAGAGCAUCAAUGAGAGGCACAAGGGGUGCAGCUCGUGCAGCACCUACUCGAGGGAUGGGCAUCGCCUCUAGCAGUACUUCAAGCGUCCCUAUGUCCAGGCGGACGACAUCAUCGAUGCGAUCUACCGGCGUUACUCGCGGAGUGCCUCGGCGAGGUUGA
Sparassis crispa is the source of this 927-nucleotide messenger RNA. RefSeq lists its product as hypothetical. NCBI's taxonomy places the organism in Eukaryota, Fungi, Basidiomycota, Agaricomycetes, Polyporales, Sparassidaceae. Gene Ontology annotation, cellular component: mitotic spindle; DASH complex. The transcript is spliced from 4 exons. The record is from RefSeq and is a predicted model, not a curated record. Gene Ontology annotation, biological process: mitotic cell cycle. The coding region runs from base 1 to 927 and encodes 308 amino acids.